Molecule: messenger RNA, 1931 nt
Organism: Salvelinus sp. IW2-2015
Lineage: Eukaryota; Metazoa; Chordata; Actinopteri; Salmoniformes; Salmonidae
Source: RefSeq, a predicted model, not a curated record
GGUAAACUAUGAUCAGGUGGAUUGUAUUACUUUGUGUUUGUCUGUCCGUCACCUCGGCAACAUUCAACAAUUAUCAGCAAAUCAGCAGCUAUGAGGAGCACUCCUUUCUGGACCCUGAGGACACACUGAGUGUGAGCGUCCCACUGGAGCUGCCUCAGCGUCCUCUACUGGGCAGCACCUUGGUACUACCCUGCUACUUCCAGGAUCACACCGUCCACGACCCCGGCGCCCCCACCAUUGCCCCCCUGUCCCACCGCAUCAAAUGGAGCCGCGUCACUAAGGAGCGUGUCUCUGUCAUCCUGGUGGCCAUGGACGGAGAGGUCAAGGUGGAGGAGGACUAUCUGGACCGGGUCCACAUGGUGGGCUACCCCCAGACCCCCACUGACGCCAGCAUCAAGAUCACAGAGUUGAGGUCCAACGACACCGGCACCUACCGAUGUGAGGUCCAGCACGGCAUCGAGGACAACCAUGACACUGUGGACGUCCUGGUUCAAGGUAUCGUGUUUCACUACCGGGCCAUCACGACACGCUACACUCUGACCUUUGAGAAGGCCAAGGCAGCCUGUAUCCAGAACAGUGCUGUGAUCGCGACCCCAGAGCAGCUCCAGGCCGCGUAUGAUGACGGCUUCCACCAGUGUGACGCYGGCUGGCUCUCCGACCAGACUGUCAGGUACCCAAUCCAUGAUCCACGUGAGAAUUGCUAUGGCGACAAAGACGAGUUCCCCGGGGUGCGAACUUACGGAGUGAGAGAUGUCAACGAGACUUACGACGUGUACUGUUUUGCCGAGAAGAUGACAGGCAGUGUGUUCUACUCUGGCUCUGUGGCUAAGUUCACCUACUCUGAGGCUGAGGAACAGUGUAGUAAGCAGGGCCCGUUGGCCACCACAGGACAGCUGUACCUGGCCUGGCAGGCUGCUGAUGUGUGCAAUGCAGGCUGGCUGGAGCAGGAGCUCCGCUACCCCAUCAAUGUCCGAGCCCAGUGUGGAGGGGUCUGCUGGGGGACGGACGUGUACCUCCACGUCAACCAGACGGGACCACAGAGAGCGAGGCGCUGGGAGGAGACCUGGCCACCCAGAAACCCACUAGCGUGGACUUCACCUUUGGCACUGAGUUGCCCCUGCCACAGCCGCCCAGUGUCACCGAGCUGCCCCUGCACAGCCCGCCCAGUGUCACCGAACGCCCCUGCCACAGCCGCCCAGUGUCACCAGCUGCCACAAGCCCCCAGUGUCACCGAGCUGCCACAGCCGCCCAGUGUCACCGAGCUGCCACAGCUGCCCAGUGUCACCGAGCUGCCUCUGCCACAGCCGCCCAGUGUCACCGAGCUGCCUCUGCCACAGCCGCCCAGUGUCACCGAGCUGCCCCUACCACAGCCGCCCAGUGUCACCGAGCUGCCUCUGCCACAGCCGCCCAGUGUCACCGAGCUGCCUCUGCCACAGCCGCCCAGUGUCACCGAGCUGCUCCUGCCACAGCCGCCCRGUGUCACCGAGCUGCUCCUACCACAGCCGCCCAGUGUGAGAGAGUUGGUUGUGGAUGUGGUGGGGAGAGUAACGGCCAGGCCGGAUGUGGGGAGUGAGAUCGGCGAAGGGAGCGGAUCAGGAUAUUUAUUUUCUGCUACAGGCGUGGUGUUCCACUACCGUGCUGGAUCUAGCCGCUACGCCUUCACCUUCGUGGAGGCCCAGCUGGCCUGUCAGAGUGUUGGAGCCUCCAUCGCCACCCCAGAGCAGCUCCAGGCUGCCUACGAAGCCGGCUACAACCAGUGUGAUGCAGGCUGGCUUCUGGAUCAGACCGUCAGGUAUCCCAUCGUGUCUCCUCUGGAAAAGUCUGGGGAUCUGGAGACUUUACCAGGAGUGAGGUCCUAUGGACGAGGCCGCUGACGAACAAUAGAUGUGUACUGCAACGUGGACAGACUCAGGGGUGAGAAAACACACUAG